AUGGCGCCGCCGGAUUCCUGGGCGGAGCUUGAGUGGCGUACCUCGAGGCGCCGGCGACGCUGGUGUGUGACGUUCCGCCUCACGCAGGCGCAGUGCCGCCCGGCCUCGGUUGGGACCCCUCCCCUCCUCCUCCGCCCACCUGGGUGUCGGUGGCUGCGGCAGGGGUCUGGACCUGGGCGGCGGGCCCGGGCGGCGGGGCUAGAGGGUGUCUGCAUUGGCGGAGCUCCGCAGGCUGCAUCCGGCUCGGUGCUGCUGCCGCCGCCGCCCCUACCGCCGCCCAAGGCCCUUGACGUUCUCCAGAGAGAGGCCAGAGCGAUUCUGGGCUGCCUCGGCGCUCGCCCAGGUGAGGGGAUGGGCCGGGCCAGACACGGUUGA
Callithrix jacchus (white-tufted-ear marmoset) is the source of this 375-nucleotide messenger RNA. Lineage: Eukaryota; Metazoa; Chordata; Mammalia; Primates; Cebidae. The record is from RefSeq and is a predicted model, not a curated record.